CGGUUAUUUAAUUUGAAAUUUUAAAUCAGUUGGAGUGAUGAGAACGAGAGCUAGAGCACAACCCGGAGCGCAGAACAAGAGUUUUCAAGACCAAAGCGAUUUAAAGACUCACACAUUUCACCAGACCUGCUUGAAGAGAAAGGGGACAGGAAUGGAGGACAUUGGAGACUUGGACUUGGUGCAGCUGGUUGAUGGCCUGGAUCCUGAGGAGCUCAUUUCACAGCUGGAGGAAAUGUGGGAUGAAGAACCAUUUCCAGAGGUGAAGUUUGAGGAGCCUGACCUGGAAGUGGUCUCACCUCUGAGCCUUCCAUCACCACCUCCGGCAGAAAGAGCAACAUCAGUGCUCCCUUCACCAUCUCCAUCCCUUCCUUCAGCAUCUCCAACCUUGCCAGUGAUGUUGACCCCUGCACUGGCUCCAGCUGCCCAUCUGACAGUGCUACCGUCACCAUCUCCUGCACGGCCUCCCUCCCACCAUCAGCCCGACGCUGCUUUCUCCAGCAACCACUGCUGCGUGAGCCACAAUGCUCAGUGGAGCCCUUGCUUCUACUUUGGCCCCAUGCCCUACUAUUCUGCAGCACAGUGGCCGCCGCAGCUCUACAUCCCAAACGUGACCUUGAACCACCACGGCCAUCAGACGACCCUUGUGCAACCUGUGGGAUAUUUUGUGCCAGUAAACCUGCUGCCCCAGUGUCACAACCUCUUUCGCUGACGUCACCGCCACAGCCUGCACCUCCUGCACUUGAACUGCACAGCCAGCUUCCACCACUGGACUCCUGGACCUCACCAGCCACUCGUCUGGGAUCUCCACCACAGCACUAGAAGCAGACUCUUGCUUUUCUGCAUAAUUAAAUAUCCAAAUCCGGAUUUCCAGUCUGCGUUUGAGUCCCCUGCUUCAACCACGUCACACCCAGUUGAUAGGGAGCCAGAGCUUCGUGCCAACUGGAUGUCUGUGCUGCUGAGAAGAAGAUGGGCGGCUGGAGACAUGCUGAGGAGCCAGUAAACCUUCAGCCCCAGUUGAUAGGGAGCAAGAGCUUCGUGCCAACAGGAGGUCUGUUCUGCUGAGACGAAGAUGGGCGGCUGGAGACAUGCUGAGAAAGGUGCCAGCGGGCCGAGAAGAUGCAGCAGAAAAGGGAUCAGGACGCAGGAAGAUCUUCAGCCGCCUAUUCUUCAUCAACAGCAUUAUCAUGACAAAUGAUGUAAAUGUGAG
Messenger RNA from Synchiropus splendidus (mandarinfish), 1207 nucleotides. RefSeq lists its product as uncharacterized. Lineage: Eukaryota; Metazoa; Chordata; Actinopteri; Syngnathiformes; Callionymidae. Bases 38 to 709 code for a protein of 223 amino acids. The transcript is spliced from 6 exons. The record is from RefSeq and is a predicted model, not a curated record.